Messenger RNA from Scomber japonicus (chub mackerel), 3337 nucleotides. RefSeq names its product cyclin-dependent kinase 5 (gene cdk5). Gene Ontology annotation, biological process: protein phosphorylation; axonogenesis; neuron apoptotic process. NCBI's taxonomy places the organism in Eukaryota, Metazoa, Chordata, Actinopteri, Scombriformes, Scombridae. Gene Ontology annotation, molecular function: ATP binding; cyclin-dependent protein serine/threonine kinase activity. The record is from RefSeq and is a predicted model, not a curated record. Gene Ontology annotation, cellular component: nucleus; cytoplasm. The transcript is spliced from 12 exons. The coding region runs from base 131 to 1009 and encodes 292 amino acids.
AGACCGACCAGGAGCAGCAAGUGCAGAUAGCGCUAAGCUAACGCUAGCUAUCAUAACAUUAACCCCAAUUUGGGGCUUUGGUCGGUCAUUAUUUUGUUAGCGAAGUCAAAACUGGCUUCACUGGUCAACCAUGCAGAAAUAUGAAAAGCUUGAAAAAAUCGGGGAGGGUACGUACGGGACAGUGUUCAAGGCGAAAAACAGAGAAACCCACGAAAUUGUGGCGUUGAAAAGGGUCAGGUUGGACGACGACGAUGAGGGAGUGCCAAGUUCUGCUCUGAGAGAAAUCUGUCUUCUGAAGGAGCUCAAGCAUAAAAACAUUGUCAGACUACACGAUGUUUUGCACAGUGACAAGAAGUUAACCUUGGUUUUUGAAUAUUGUGAUCAGGAUUUGAAGAAGUAUUUUGACAGCUGCAAUGGGGAUUUAGAUCCUGAAACUGUGAAGUCAUUCAUGUACCAGCUGUUGAAAGGCCUUGCUUUCUGUCACAGUCGUAACGUUCUUCACAGAGAUCUGAAGCCGCAGAAUCUUCUCAUCAACAGAAAUGGGGAAUUGAAGCUGGCUGACUUUGGGUUGGCUCGAGCCUUUGGCAUCCCUGUGAGGUGUUACUCAGCAGAGGUGGUGACAUUGUGGUACCGGCCUCCAGAUGUGCUAUUUGGUGCUAAACUUUAUUCUACCUCUAUUGACAUGUGGUCUGCUGGAUGCAUAUUUGCAGAGCUUGCUAAUGCUGGAAGGCCUUUAUUCCCCGGGAAUGAUGUGGACGACCAGUUGAAAAGAAUCUUCAGAUUGUUGGGUACACCAACUGAAGAACAGUGGCAGACAAUGACCAAACUCCCAGAUUACAAGCCAUAUCCCAUGUAUCCAGCCACCACCUCACUGGUGAAUGUGGUCCCUAAACUUAGUAGCACAGGACGGGAUCUACUCCAGAACCUGUUGAAAUGUAAUCCUGUCCAGAGGAUCUCUGCAGAAGAGGCCUUGCAGCACCCUUACUUUGCUGAUUUCUGCCCACCCUAAAUGUCAAAUUGCCUCUUGCUGAACCUCAGCCGCCAGAAUCAAUCACCCUUCACUCUGUUGGGUCAUUAGGACCAGUCCCAACAUGGCAAAUCCCUCACCAGUUUGACAACUCCUGCAUUUCAUUCUGUUGUGCCUCUGUGUGGAACAAAGUCCUGGUGGCUCUGAAAGGUUUUAGUUUUUCAAAAUUGCAAGGCUGUUUAAUUUGGUCCAUACAAGGCUCCCAGUUAGCACUAGUUUGGGAGGCUGCACUAUGUGUUGCAUUGAAUACAUUUUAUACCUGAGGAAAUGUUUGUCAACAACAAGUCCCUCUGCUCCAAAAUAAUUCAAUUCACAUGUGAUGUAUUCUUAAGAUUUUUUAAAUGUCUAUAAUGAGUGAGGCAUUUAAUCCCAGAUAAUCUCAUUUGUCUGAAUUCAAUACAAAACAUUAUUGUUUUUCUUCCUAUAUAGAUGUGUUUUGUAAAGCAGUCUGCUGUUAUUAACAGGAAUCUUUUUCUUGGUGGAGUCCGACUGAUACUGAAGUAUCAUGGCAGUACCAAUACUCCUUUGAGAGCUUAAAAAAAUCUGAUCAUUUUAAUUAUUAAUUGGCUGGAAUUCAUUCUUUAACAGAAACACAAAUUAUGAACUAUUACAAUUAAUUCAAUUUCCUGUCACUGAUUGGCUGUUACAUUCUUUAAUACUAUUUAACUGUGAUGAGCUAAUAUCUGCUGGUAUAUUGGUGUCUGUCGGGCUCUCGUAGAGACCACAUAUUCCUGGGGCAGCUAAUGCUACAAAGCCGCUAUUGAAAAAAUAAGUUAUAUUAAAUUCAUCUACCAUUUUUAGAAACUCAAGCGAGUGAUUCAUUUGAAAAUCAUAAAGGCUCAAGUCAAUGUUUCUCCCCUUUUUAAGAAUUGUAUGUUAUUUUUGUAACGCUUUAUUCUACAGGUGUAUUAUUUCUGGACAAAAUUCCUAAGAGGUUUUAUUGAUAGAAUUAUGCAGUUGUGUUAAUGAUUACUUAACAGAAUUGCUCCGAUUAAUCCAAGGUAUUAUUCAUCAAUUAUUAAUUUAUUAUCGGAAACCAUAUAUACCCAUGAAUGCUAAAUUGUUUGUGUGUGUGUAGGGAAAUUUCAUAUUUGUUACACUUGCUGUUACUCAGAAUUGAUCAAUUUCAAGUGCAUCAAUUGAACUGGAUCUCCUGUCUAAUUUGACCAAAUGACAUGGUUCUCUUCAUGAAAACAUCUUAGGAAAUUAUAGCAAUAACAGUGUUGCCGUUAUUUAUUUUCUCUUUCUUUUUAGACCACAAAAGACUACAAACGUGUACUUCUGAUGUUUCACAUACAAACAGUACAGCUCUUUGUCCCACUACCUAUCAUCACAAGAUUGUAUAAUAGCAUGGGAAGCUAAUUUAUAAUUAUCUUGUUCUCAGGCUUUUCUUUUCCCCCCGUUUUGUAUUUUUCUUUGUGCACUUUGUAACUGACAGUUUUAUUUGAAAUCGUCUAAUUAUCAAUAUUAUUAAAUAUGUGAACACUGACAGCCAGGAUUAUAGCCGGUUAUCAAUAAAUGGGCCAAUAUAUAUAAUAUAUGUUAAUAACUAGUGGACCAUUAGUGACACAUUGCUUUUCUUUUUUUUCUUUUUUUUUUACAUCAUUUUUAUCAUUAUACUUUUAGCCUUUAUGAGAUACUUUUUUAAAUAGUUAAAUUAGAAAUGAAGAAAAAAGGUUCAGCUAAUCCACUGAUGAUCUGUAUUUUCCAUAUAAUGAUUGUUUUGCACCAUUGGCUGUUUCCAUUUUGGUUACUUAUCAUAUUAACAUGGUCAACAGCUUGCAGUGUUAUUUAACUCCAGAUUGUUAGAGUGCUACUAAUUCCAUAAAAGCCUACAUAACGAGUUGUGUUUGAAGUAGCUGUCUUAAUAGGGAAAGGAUUCAUUUUCAUUUUGCUGAUGUAAGACAAGAUAAUGGAUGCAUGUAUUUAUUAAUGAUGGAAUGUCUGCUUCUUUCCUUUUUUUUUAAAACAUUUUAAAUGUAGCACAACUUAAUUUGGUUCAGAAACUCCUUUUGAAUGAUUUAUACUGUAAUACUCUCAUCUACAGCAUUUAGCAGGCCCAUUUUAGGAUUUCAAAUGAUUUUUAAAAAGUGUGUGUAUGGAUACAAUUAUGACAAAAAAAAGUAUUUCUUAAGAAUUUCAUUAACUUGUGAUGAGAGGACAUUUCAGACAAACUGAUGUAGAGUUACUUUAUACAAUUUUAAUUUUGAAUGAAGAGUGGAUUUUGCACUUUGUUAGUACAUUUGUUUUCGUUGGUAGAACUUGGGACAAAUGUUGUCGUUGAUAUUUUUUUCUGUAUAUUUCAGCCAA